Mytilinidion resinicola is the source of this 1133-nucleotide messenger RNA. RefSeq names its product NAD(P)-binding protein. Bases 1 to 1086 code for a protein of 361 amino acids. The transcript has 3 exons. NCBI's taxonomy places the organism in Eukaryota, Fungi, Ascomycota, Dothideomycetes, Mytilinidiales, Mytilinidiaceae. The record is from RefSeq and is a predicted model, not a curated record.
AUGUUUCACAAUCUUCCUACCUACCUAAACGUCCUGGCGUACCAAUGCCUUUGGAUCCCCGAGCCACCGAUGACCGAGAAGAAUGUCCCCGACCUAGGCGGGAAAGUGCUUCUCGUAACCGGCGGUGAUACUAGAAUCGGCUACCAUUUAUGCAGAAUACUCUACGCAAGGCACGGGUCCGUCUAUCUAACCUCGCAAAACGUCGAGAGAGGCGAAGCUGCCAUUAAGAGAAUUAAAGCCGCCCACCCUGCGUCACUGGGUCGUAUACAUGGUCUAUACCUUGACCUCGGGGAUCUAACAUCCAUCAAAGCCUCCGUAAAAGCCCUCACCGACCGCGAAUCCCGCUUAGAUGUCCUCUGGAACAAUGCGGACGUGAUGACGCCGUCGUUAUUGCAGAAAACAGCCGCGAUAGCCCCUCUGUACACCGUGCGCGUCCUAUGGGCCGGUGCGUCUUCUAUCGUCUUCUUCGCGCCGACCGGGGGCGUGGAAAUGGACGAAGGCACCGAUGGCAACGGCAAAGACGCGAAACCAGUGCCACAGUGGAGUCAGCUCCAAAACUACGCCCAGAGCAAAGCCGGCAACCUCUUCCUGGCACACGGGCUUGCGAAGGAGGUGGAGGGCAGUGGGAUUGUUAGCGUGUGUUUUAAUCCUGGCAACUGCUUCACCGAAUCAGGGUGGCAUAUGAGCGGAUCGGAGCUCCUGCAGCGCCUUAUCCUGUACACUCCCGAAAAAGGCGCCUACACUGAACUGUAUUGUGGUCUCUCGCCCGAACUGACGGCCUGGCACAAUGGAAAAUACUUUGCGCCUUGGGGAUGUAUGUCUCGCACGAGGAGGGAUAUUGACGAUGCUCUCAAAAUUAGGGAAUACGAUGGUAAAAAUAACAUUGGCAAGGGAGAUGCUGGCAAACCCGUUGCUGGUCAAAAAGAAGCUAGCAAAAGCGACGCAGCUAGCGUUACUAACAAAAAGGAUGAUGCUGGUAAAGGAAAGGGCGCUGUUAAAAAAAAGGCGCCUGUCGCAAACGUCCAAAGAGACGCCGCGGAUGAGUUUGUGGAAUAUUGCAGACGAGAGACGGCAGCUUACCUCUGAUAAGGCCAAAUCGGGCAGCGGUAGCCGCUGGCCAGCACGUCGACAUC